This is a messenger RNA of Solanum lycopersicum (tomato), 923 nucleotides long. The record is from RefSeq and is a predicted model, not a curated record. NCBI's taxonomy places the organism in Eukaryota, Viridiplantae, Streptophyta, Magnoliopsida, Solanales, Solanaceae.
GUAAGUAAAAAGGCCGGAGAGAAAAAAAAAAGAGGCAUUGUUAUAACAGCGCAUUGUGAAGUGGAAUACGAUUUGCGCCGAAAUACCGAAACAAAGUAGAAGCAAGUGUUGCACAUAUUUUUUGGAGCUUAGUUUCUCCAGAAUUUUGCAAAAUUUAUUCAAAAGAUUCAUUUCUCGACUGCUAUCGCUUGUUCUAUUUUACUGCGGGCAGAGCAGAGGGGAGGAGAAAUUAACGAAAGAUCUUCUGUUUUAGAGUUUGCUUUGAAUGCUUGCCCUUUAAUGGAAGAGGAGUUUAUGGUUUAGUUGUUUGUCUCUUAGCAUAUGCUGUAGCUACAAUCACAGAAUUGUACGGAAAAUUCCUUCAUUGAUCUAAACUGGACUAAAAAUGAGCACCAAGGAACUAGAGACAUACCUAUCUGAUGUUGGAAGCUCAAAUCAGUUCGAGACAAACAGUUCAAAAUAUGUCUCUCAUGUCAAGAAGUUACUAUAUCGACGAAUGCUGGUUGGUAUAAGUGAUGGAAGGUUCUUUCUAGGUACAUUUUAUUGUAUAGAUAAGCAAGGAAACAUAAUUCUUCAAGAUGCAGUCGAGUACCGUAGCACUAGAAGAUCUGCCCCUUCUCCAAUGGAACAGCGAGUUCUUGGUCUCAUUUUAAUCCCUUCUUCAUGUCGGAAAACAUGUCAUGUGGAUUGUUCUAUUGACGAACAGUUGUCACUAAUGUCGCUUGGGGAGCAAAAGUCAUAAUUAUUCGUGGCGAUAAACUUGAUCCAAUUGGAUGAACAUCUUCCCUGUUUGAUUUAUCGUGACAAUUGAUUAUUUCAUUUUCAAGUGUGUACUUUACUGGUGUUAUAUUAUCAUAUGUUUUUUCUCUUUUAGGAAGAAGCUGAUGAGCCUGUCAUCGAUAAACUUGUUAUUUUCUGUUGCA